GGGUGCGAAUAAUAUCGCUGCGCCAUCACCGGAAUUUGCUCUGCUGCCCGGUCGUGACCGUAAUGCCAGGUAUGUGCGGAAAUAUUCCAUCAUCAAAGAAAAGGGGGGAAGGAUUUGUGACAUUACCACCUCCCCCCCCCCCCCCCCCGAAUCGAUAAACUUCAGGUCGCAGUUCGGUACGGCGGAAAUGUAAAUCCCCCGGUCCCGUGAAGUUUGACGAGUGUGAUCACGACUGCGAUUCGCCUAUAUAAGCGCUGGCGUUUGGGGGCAGCCGUCAAAAGACGCUGAGAAGAAAAGCGCAGAAAAAGAGAGAGCGAGCGAUCGAUCAGCGCAAUGUUAGGAAUGGAGAAGUCCGUCAAGUUCGCCUUAGUGGUGGUAGCGAUCUCCGUGCUCAUUUCCUGCCAUCCUACAGAAGCGUGGUACAAGCAGGCAACCGGUCCGAGCUAUUAUUCCGUAGGCAGAGCUUCUGGUCUGCUGUCCGGCAUUCGGAGGUCGCCCUACAUCAGGAGAUCCGAGCCCGAAGCGGACAGCGGAGAGACGGCAGCUAACGGUGGGACUGCGGACUUCAGUAGCCGGCAGAACGCCGUUCUGAAAAAUCUGGCGGUGUGUGUGAGGGACAUCUCCCCGAACCUGCAGAGCUGCCAGCUAGUCCAGGACGGAACCAGCACGUUUCAGUGCAAAGCGGACGUGAUCCUGUCGCUGGACUCCAGGGACUGCAGCGGCGCCUGAGCCUCCAGACCCCGGAGAACUGUCGCGAUGGACCGAUCACGCUGAAUGUUUCAUUUUACGCCACAAAUGUGAUGGUUAGCAACCUUUAAAAAUAAUCCAAAGUACGGUAUGUUGCGAGAUGUUUGUAUGAAUCGCCAACCAUCGCCCACGCACCAAUUUCCCCCUCUCUUCCCACUGUAGAUUAUUAAAUGAUCAUACGUUGUUCACUGCUGCGCAGCGCGCUCAGAGAUUGUUUCUUUAUUUUUAUUAAAAUUUACAUACCAUUAAA
Molecule: messenger RNA, 997 nt
Organism: Brienomyrus brachyistius
Lineage: Eukaryota; Metazoa; Chordata; Actinopteri; Osteoglossiformes; Mormyridae
Gene: npb
Product: neuropeptide B
Exons: 2
Coding region: 334-729 (131 amino acids)
Biological process (GO): G protein-coupled receptor signaling pathway; feeding behavior
Molecular function (GO): G protein-coupled receptor binding
Source: RefSeq, a predicted model, not a curated record